Messenger RNA from Folsomia candida, 458 nucleotides. RefSeq lists its product as uncharacterized. NCBI's taxonomy places the organism in Eukaryota, Metazoa, Arthropoda, Collembola, Entomobryomorpha, Isotomidae. The coding region runs from base 66 to 419 and encodes 117 amino acids. The transcript is spliced from 2 exons. The record is from RefSeq and is a predicted model, not a curated record. Gene Ontology annotation, molecular function: acyltransferase activity, transferring groups other than amino-acyl groups.
AAUAUCAUGAAAAAGGGGAUCGCAUUCGGCUUGCAGAUUUGACUUUGAAAAAUGUAAAUCAAGUCAUGGCCACAGAGCUGACGAGAGUUUGGAUGCAUUCUAAGAUGAAACAACAAAUGGAGCUAUCAAUCAGCAAUCUCGCCACAGCAGGGGCCUUCAUUAACGACGACUUGGCCGCUUUCGCCAUGCUUUCUCCAGCCGGUUUGAUGAACAAUGUGUGGACGGAGGAGCCCUUUCGACGGAGGGGUUUAGCUGCCAAGGUCCUGCAAACUUUGUCGCAUUCCGCGGCGGAGAUGGGCUGCACGCCGAUGGCGGAAUGCACCGUGACGAACGACACGUCACGACAGUUACUGAAGAAGUUGGGAUUCACUUUCGUCCAGGAAACGAACUGGGUCACAUUUAAGAAAUUGGGAAAAUAAAUUAAUGCAGAGAAAGUGGAAUAUGAUACAAUGUUUGAU